GGAGGGGGAAACACCUUAACAAGCAAAUAAGAUGGCGGCCAUACAAGAUUCACUAUAAACAAUCUUCCGCAGCCUUUUUUUUCUUUCAUUUCCUUUAGUUUCUUCGAUGUUUAAGUUCUAAGUGCUCAUUUGGUGGUGCUUUUGGAUUCCUGUUUGGUGUUAUCAUUUUAAAGGUGAGUUUAUGUGCAUUUUUGCUGUGCUCUUUGAAUGGUUAACAGGUGAAAGGGGUGGCUUGGUGUUUUCAACGGCCGAAUGACAUUUGGUUAUCUUACCUCCUCCAUAGGCCAAGUCUUUUGUUUUCAUGUGUGAAAUUUAUUGAUCCUCGGCAUUAGUCGGUCGAUAAAAACGUGGACUUGGUACGUGGCCAGUGCGUGCAUGUGUUUUGUCAUUACCUGAGUGUUACCAUAGUGAUGUUAUAAGGAUUUUCAGUAAAUCAACAUUUAGAAGGCUUCACAAAUACCCCCCCCCCCCCAUUUCGCCUGUCAAAACUGAAUCUGUCUACAAUCUUGUUAGGUGUACAAGCCCUUAAUGACAUUACCUUUGUGACCUUAUGUGAUUCAUUUGAGGAAGUUAACUGCAUUGCGUACAAUAAUGCUGUGCUUUUGAAUUGAAUAAGUAGAUAGUGUUCAACUCUCGUCUGAGAUGUUUCCCUACUAACUGGUUUUCGUUGAAGAUGGAAAAUGUUUCUCUCCCAUGUGGUUCAAGUUUAGGGUUUAAAUUUACACCUGUAAUUGGGUUUUAACAGUUGGACGAUCAAGUUAUCAAAACAUUUAUUGUAAUUGGGCAUUUGAAUCAGAACCAUUCUGUGCCACGUAACAUAACAAUAGGCUUUGAUUGGAACAUAAUGGAGUUAUUUUGGGUUAACUAGCAACCUUAAAAACUAGGUUGGUAGUGUGUGUCUGUGUGUGUGUGUUGUGUUGUGUGUGUAUGCGCGUCGUCUUCGUUUUUUUUACGGCCGCAUUCCGGCACGAAACAUAAACCAGACGCCUUUGGGAGGGAGGUAUAUACGCCGCACGUCAUUCGGCUGUUGACGUCGUUCAACACGGUUCGUUUCGUCCUUCUCUCUCCUCGCGUUGGCUCCUACUUUUACCUUGUUGUUCGUGUUUGUUGUCGUAGCAGAUACAAACAUCAGAAGAGGAAACGAGACUCUCAUUGUUCUAGUUCUUCAAUAUUCAAAGUUGAUUCGCCAUGUUCAGCAAGAAGAAGAAGAAAUUGGACAUUUCGUUGCCUAAAAACUUUGAGCACAGGGUGCACACGGGCUUUGACAAACGGGAGAACCGCUACGUCGGACUACCGCCACAGUGGGCGGGCAUCGUGAGCCCUACACCGUCGGCCAAGGGUGCCUUAUCGUCCAGACCGACGCCUUUAAUCGAUCCGUCUGAAAUCACCCCAACAGAAGUCCUGGAUUUGAAGAAGGAUGUGUCGUUGCAGACGAUCGUACGAGGAGAAGGCAAGAGCACCGGCAAUGGCGGGGUUGGUAAAAACGACAAUGGAAACAAUGGAGGAGGACCAGGACUGCCUCGGACAUCCAGUGUGGUCCGUUCAAACAGUCUACGCUCAUCCAGCCCUCCCAAAGCCCGAAAAGAUUACAAACCCAUGCUACCAGUUCCAGAAAUGGGCGAAGGAUUAGGAGGUGAAACGUCACCUCUGCCUUCACCCAAUAAUGCCAACUAUCCUUCUGGCCAGCCUGUCUACGGACCAGGCUAUCUCGCAUCGCAGCAACACCAACAGCAGCAGCAGCAGCAGCAGCAGUAUCCCCAAGGAUAUUUCCCUCAUCAACACCAAGCCGUUCCGAGAGACGUCAGAGACGGAAUGGGACGUCCGAUUCACCCACAAGGAAUCCUGCGGGAAGCAAGUUACCCCAUGCCCCAGCAGCAGAUGCCACCACACCAACAACAACAACAACAGGGACCUCCAGCUCCCAACUAUCCAGCUCCACCUCCUGUCCAACGGAAUUCUCAGAUGAUGAUGAAAGCCGUACCGAUGCAACCACAACCAGGCCAUCCAAUGCAUCCACAGGGCGGCAUGCAGGCACAGCAGCACGGCAUGCAUCCGUCUCAAGGAAUGCAUCAGCCUGGCGGAGGACCAAGACCUCAAGGAAGCGCCAUGCAUCCUGGCAGCACAAGUCCGUCUCCUGGUUAUCCGAUACCGAAUCAACAUCCUGGCCAUGGCGGAAUGCCGGGCCACUUACAAGUCCAAACUGGCAACCACUACCCAGCUGGUCAUCAGAAUAAUCACGGGCAGAACCAAGAGUAUCGACCACCCCUACCGCCACCUUAUCAACACGGCGGACCGCCUAACGGUCAAAACGUCAAUGGACAUCCAGGCCCUCAGCAACCCAACGCGCAGCCAAUGAAACCUCCUCACUUGACUCUGCCGCCACAGCAUUCAGCGCCUCACUCGAACUCGUCGGCGUCGUCCCAGUCGCACUCUCCGCUCCCCCGGAGUCCGACGACUCCUCAACCUCCCAACACUUAUCGUCCACCAAGUCAACAGUUCCAACACAUGACUUUGAACAACGGACAUCAGCAGCAGCAACAACAACCUGCAACAGCUCAUCCUCAGCAGCCGUCGAGAUACCCACAGCAACCCCAAUCCAAUCCAUCGGGUCCACCACCGGGUCCUCUUCCGCCGAAAAUCAGUCCACAGCCGCCACGACCGCCAUCCAGCAACGCGGUCAACAACAACAGCGGAGCCGACCAAAAUCAGAACACGCUGAACAAUAGCAAAAGUGUUGUGGUGGCUAAAUCGACGGCUGCAGCUGCUGCGGCAGCCGCAGCGGCCGCCGCCGCCGCUCAAGAACAACAACAGCAACAACGAUUGACUCACGAACAAUUCCGCGCCGCUUUACAAAUGGUCGUCAGUCCGGGUGAUCCACGGAUUAACCUGGACAGUUUCAUUAAGAUUGGCGAAGGUUCAACUGGCGUCGUUUGCAUCGCCGUAGAGAAAAAUACUGGCCGACAGGUGGCCGUCAAGAAGAUGGAUUUGAGGCGCCAGCAACGAAGGGAACUCCUCUUUAACGAAGUGGUCAUUAUGCGCGACUAUCAUCAUCCGAAUAUCGUCGAGAUGUACGACAGUUUCCUGGUGGGCGACGAGUUGUGGGUGGUGAUGGAAUAUUUAGAGGGUGGCGCUCUGACGGAUAUAGUCACUCACGCUCGAAUGGAUGAAGAACAAAUUGCCACUGUGUGUCUCCAGUGUUUGCAAGCGCUGGCUUUCCUCCAUUCGCAGGGUGUCAUCCACAGAGAUAUCAAAUCAGAUUCAAUUCUUUUAGCAGCUGAUGGAAGGGUUAAGUUGUCUGAUUUUGGCUUCUGCGCUCAAGUGUCACAAGAGCUACCGAAAAGGAAGUCGCUAGUGGGGACGCCCUACUGGAUGUCUCCGGAAGUGAUAUCCCGCCUACCUUACGGCCCUGAAGUAGAUAUUUGGAGUUUAGGUAUAAUGGUGAUUGAAAUGGUGGACGGAGAACCGCCCUUCUUUAACGAACCCCCCUUGCAGGCUAUGAGACGCAUUCGGGAUAUGCCCCCACCCAAGCUGCGCAACGCUACCAAAGUUUCCGCCCGUUUACAAGGCUUUCUGGAUCGAAUGUUGGUACGAGACCCCGCUCAAAGAGCCACCGCCUUCGAGCUGCUUCAUCAUCCGUUUUUGAGGCAAGCCGGACCUCCAGCUCUGCUCGUCCCGCUCAUGCGAUCUUUCCGACACUCGCCCACUUAGGUUUUGACAGCUUUUCCUACCGUCGUCAUUCAUGGCAGUCGACCGUGUGUGUUUAAAAGAAGAAAAAAAAGGGCGUGGUUGGCGAUUGACCCACGUCGUCAUAUGUAUUCCGUUGACGCCAUGAAUCGCUGCGAUGGAAAUCCCCAAGUAUUUUUUUCCCCUCUAUUUUCUCUGUAUAUUAAAAAUCAAACAAAAGGUAACCAAUGGCAGCUUUUCCAAUGCCUCAGAAGCGGGCUGGAAUUUUUGCGAUUAGAUAAUAAUGAACAAAAAGAAAACAAACAAAAACAAAACAAUUAGAGAGAAAAAAAAGGACAGAAUCUUUCGUUUUUCGCCAUAUUAUUUGACAACUUUUUUUUCUUUUUAAUUUGUUUUUGAGUUGACCAAAAAGAAAAGGGUGAUUCCCCUUUUAUAAAAAUAUUUCUCUCCUGUGUUAUCAGUAUCAUAUCAGCCUUAAUUCUACCUAUCCCUCCUUUCCGGAUCAUUCCGUCCAAAUGUAGUGCCUCUUUCGUAUCGUCGGAUGUUUUGCGAACACUUUUUUAAAAAACCAUUUCUUUUUCUCUGUCUGUCUGUUUCCAUCUUUUCUUUUUUUUUUAACGUAAAAACAACAAUAACAACAAAAAAAGGAAACUCUUUUUUGACGUUUAAUAGCCCAAGAUGUAAUUUUCGUCUACCCACAUUUAUAUCCCUCGUUUUCUGUCCGUCUUGAUCAUCAUCAUCAUUUCCUCCUUUCGCACUUGUCUCGUUUGUUUCUCCUUGCGUGAGACUCGAUGGCUUUCUCUUCGUUGUUGCUUGCUGCUCGCGUGGCGGCGGUCUCAUCUCUUUUUUAUUCGCGGUACAACACGUCCACGCCAAUCCAUUACCCUUGAUGUCUAAUAAUGGUAACGAAUAUUCACAAGAGCCAAGAGGAGAGAGAGACGACCCACCACCAUCAUCAUCAUUUUUGUUUCGUGUAUUUCCUGGACGCGCCAAUAUCAAACCUAUACAAACAACAACCACAUUCAACAACAAUGAAAGAAGAAGAAUACACGCAUUUGAAUAUCA
Molecule: messenger RNA, 4749 nt
Organism: Daphnia pulex (common water flea)
Lineage: Eukaryota; Metazoa; Arthropoda; Branchiopoda; Diplostraca; Daphniidae
Gene: mbt
Product: serine/threonine-protein kinase PAK 5-like
Exons: 7
Coding region: 1189-3708 (839 amino acids)
Biological process (GO): intracellular signal transduction; protein phosphorylation; regulation of MAPK cascade
Cellular component (GO): cytoplasm
Molecular function (GO): ATP binding; protein serine/threonine kinase activity
Source: RefSeq, a predicted model, not a curated record